GGUGGUGGUCGUGGUGCCACUCGUGGUGGGAGUCAAGCUGCUGGCGUUUGUAGCUCUUCCGGAAGAAUUUACUUCGCCUCGACCUUAGCACUUCUAAUUUCAGAGACUCAGUGUCUGCUCCGGAGAAUUCACCGCCGUCAGAGACUCUGCGUCAGUCCCCACCCGUGUCUGCUUCUUCACCGACUCGUGAUGGUUCUUCUUCCCCGACGGAACAGCACCCGCAUCAAACUCAAAACCCACAUUCUCCUCCCCCUCAAAAUUCGAUGACUUUGGAUGACCUGCUUGCAAUUCCUGGACGUGAAAAUCAUCUUCCAGUCUUAUCUCUAGUUCCAAAAGAGGGAAGUACUUGGUUUGAUCGUGAUGGUGGGAAGCUGACUCGAAAAAUCUCAAAGCUCUUGAAAGCUAAGUUUGAUGAUGCGUAUUACUGCUGGACAGUAAUGCCUCCUGACAUCCAACGUCGCUAUUUUGAAGACUUUGCGGUAUUAAUUUAUUAACAUAUUUUUAUGUCAGAUUUGCUUAAUACUUACAAACAAAUUUGUUGAUGUGUAGCAAGGACAUCACUGGGAUCGCUCGAUCACCACACUUGUACGAGAUGAGUUUGAAAUCAUCUGUCUUAAUCGGAUGAAAGGAAUGGUGUGUCAAGCAAAGAGGAAAGGCAUACGACCAGCUUGGAUUGGAGAUACAUUGUGGAAAAAAAAUGUGUGCUUACUGGGCCACUGAUGCAGCCAAGAAAAAGAGUGAAACCGCAUCAAACAGUAGGAACUCUGACCGUGGUGGACUUGGGCCAUUCAAGCACUUCGCAGGACAAAUGUCCUUCUUACGUAUUCAGCAAAAUAUGGAAGCAGAAUUGGGCAGACCUGUCAGUAUUGGAGAAGUGUUUUUAAAGACUCAUACUAAGGCUGAUGGGACAUUUAGUGAUCUGAAGGCUGAGCAGAUCGCCCAAGCUUAUGAAAAGAAAUUAGAUGAGAAGAUGUCCCAGGUUGAACAAGACGUGUGUGUGAAUGGUGGUGAUAGUUCUUACAUUCCUGAGCUUUCACCAACUGAAAUGAAUGAGAUCUUUCUUGAGACUACUACUUUGGAUAUGAGAGGACAUGAGUAUGGACUUGGUAGCCUUCUUCCACUACAUGGCAACAAAAAGAGAAAAGGAGGUCCUGGAACUUCAACUUCUUCUGCAUUUGCACACUUGCAACAACAACUUGAAGCUUCUCAACGUCUAAUUGAAGAGCAAGCAGCGGCAAAUACUCGACAUGAUGCUGAAACCGCAGCAGCCAAUGCUCGACGUGAUGCUGAAACAGCAGCUCGAGAUGCAGAGCAUCAAAGCCAGAUCAAUACUUUGAAGAUGCUGCUCACCUAUAUGCAAGGUAAAGACCCAUCAUUCUCGGAGUUUAUGAUCGCAGCGUCUGCAUCUGCGACAACUACUCCUAUGCCAUAAGUAGUUAAUAAGUUCUUUUUUGGUUGCAAAGAUAAGUAGUUUAUGAUUUUUUUUUUUGGUUGGCAAAGAUAAGUAGUUUAUGAUUUCUUUUUUUGGUUGCCAAUGAUAAGUAGUUCAUAACUCCUUUUUGGGUUGGCAAAGAUAAGUAGUUGCCAUUUGUAUAAAACAAAAAUCUUAAGUAUUUUGUAUUUUAAAGUUUAAGGAA
This is a messenger RNA of Brassica napus (rape), 1637 nucleotides long. RefSeq lists its product as uncharacterized. NCBI's taxonomy places the organism in Eukaryota, Viridiplantae, Streptophyta, Magnoliopsida, Brassicales, Brassicaceae. Bases 698 to 1432 code for a protein of 244 amino acids. The transcript is spliced from 4 exons. The record is from RefSeq and is a predicted model, not a curated record.